This is a messenger RNA of Tetrahymena thermophila SB210, 2502 nucleotides long. Its product is annotated as Serine/Threonine kinase domain protein. Gene Ontology annotation, molecular function: ATP binding; protein serine/threonine kinase activity. Gene Ontology annotation, cellular component: autophagosome; cytoplasm. NCBI's taxonomy places the organism in Eukaryota, Ciliophora, Oligohymenophorea, Hymenostomatida, Tetrahymenidae. Gene Ontology annotation, biological process: peptidyl-serine phosphorylation; autophagosome organization; autophagy. The transcript is spliced from 3 exons. The record is from RefSeq and is a predicted model, not a curated record.
AUGUUUUUCCUUAAGAAUUUCGAAGGUCUUAUCCUUCAAGAUAAGUAUCUAUUUAACAAGUAAAUAGGUAGAGGAAAUUAAGGGGCAAUAUACUUGGCAACUGUGCUAAAUUAGAAACCAGUCAUUUAGGGGGAAGAGUAAGCUUAAGUAGCUAUAAAAGUAGUCUAGCAUUAAGCCCUUAAAGCUAAAGAAAAAGAACUACUUUAAAAUGAAAUUUAAGCUCUUAAAGAAAUAGACUCCAACUAUGUUGUCAAGUGCAUAGAAUGCUUAAAUGAUCAAGAAAACACUUAUAUAGUGUUAGAAUACUGUUAAUAUGGCUCUUUAGAAGAAUAUUUGAGAAAGAAUUCCUUUAAAUUUAUCUCUGAAAGGUUUUUAAAGGAUUACUUUAAAUAAAUAUUGUUUGGACUUCAAGAGUUACAUUCUAAAAGAAUUCUUCAUCGCGAUAUUAAGUUGAGCAAUAUUUUAGUAAAAAAUGCAAAAGAAUUUAAGAUAGCCGAUUUAGGAUUUUGUAAAAAACUUGCAGAAGAUCAAAACAUAUGUCAGACUGUAUUAGGAACAAAAAUGUAUAUGGCUCCUGAGCUCUUAAAAAUGGAGAAAUAUGGGAUAGAAGCUGAAUUAUUUAGCGUGGGUGUCCUAUUCUACUUGUUAAGCUAAGGAAGGUUUCCCUUCGAAGCAAAUAGCCCACCUUAGCUUUUAAAGGCUAUUGAGAAUUAAUAAUUAAAAUUCGAUGACAUAUCUAAUGAGCUAUAGGAUUUACUUAGAAAAAUGCUUAAGUAUGAACCAAAAGAAAGAAUUUAAUUCAAAGACAUAUUUAAUUAACCCUUUUUCUAAGAAGAAGAUGAUGUCCUAUUUAUGAACUCCUCUCAUUGUGAAAGCGAAGACAUAAAAUUAAAAGUGGAAAAUCAUAUUAAGGUUUAUACUUAAAUUGAAAAUUAAAUAAAACCUAUUCCUCUUGAUGAAGAGAGUGAGGUCGCAGAGCAAAUUAAAUAAGUUAAUAAACCUAAUGAAUAACCACGUGAAUUUGGUUUAGUACCUCUCAGUUUCUAACCUCCUGAGAUAAAUAACAUUUAGAAUCCUAUGAAUUAGUAACCCAACAAUAAUUAAUUUAGAGCUUUCUCUAACUAAGGCAAUCCUCUCCAGGAUGAUCAAAAUAAACAGGUGUAAAAUCAAAAUAAAAAUUUAUAUCCAUAGUUAAAUAAUGUGAAUAGCUAGAGUCAAUAACAAAACUAAGCGAACAACUUUUUUAAUUUAAAUUAAUAGCCUAACAACUUUGUUCCUUUUUAGAGACUGUCUCUAUAAUAACAAUUAAAUAACCCUGUAAAUUAAAAUAAUUAGAGUGAUGCAACAUAGUAGUAGUAAAAUCAGCAAUAGUAACAGCAAUUCUAGAAUUAAUAUAGAACAGGAAAUAACAACAAUAAUAACAAUUUGGCUCCAAAUUAAAUUCCAAAUAUAGCAGGGUAAAAUUAAAUCUAAAAUAUAAAUAAUAAUUAGAUAAAUAUGAUGAAUCAAAUGCCUUAGUAAAAUGACAUUCUAAAAAAGUCAUCAUAGUACUAAUUCUAAUAAGGAAAUCAGAUAAAUGAGUUGUAAUAAAAGAAUAAAUAGAUUUGUGACGCUUUAAUGAAAAAAGCUGAAGAUAUUUAGGAGAACUAUCUUUAUCUUUUCCUAGCUAUGAGAAAUUUGGCUUAUUUGAGUGGAAAAUGUCUUGAAUUUAAAGUACCUUUCUAAUCAUAUAUAGGAGCUUCACUAUUCAUUCUCAAAUAGAAGUGCUUUAAUAUGAAUAAAAAUCUCUAAACUUUAGUUGAAUCCUAAGAAUACCAACCUUUGAGAGAACUUAAUCCUUAGCAAUAUAGGAAAUUAGUAAAAAAUAUUGAGAAUAAUAAGCAAGAAAUUGAUGUCUUUGAUUUCAUAGCAGACGAUGAAUAUAGCUAAGUUAAAAACUGUAUCUAUCCUAUAUUCUAAGAAUUUAUCAAAGAUUAUGUUAAGAAUAUUAAUAGGAUGUUUGAUACUGCUUAUAAUAAUGAUUUGCGUGCUGUUCUUAUUGAUAUGCUACUGGAUGUAUUAACUCCAGCCAAAGUAACCUCUAAUCAUACAGAAUUAAAUUACAAUCAAAAGGACGAAUUAAAUAAGCUCAUUAGAAACUGCUGUAUUUAUUUGAUUAUUUCUAUUCACGUAGAUGAUGCAAACGUUAACAUUUAAGAACUUGAGCAGCAAUUAAGAAGGGACAACAAUAAUUACAAGUAACAAAUUUGUGAUUAACUCAAGAGACUAAUAGAAUAAGUUGAUGACUCUUUGUUAAUUAAAGACAUAUAAUCAUAAUAAGAUGAUUAAUAAUCAAGAUAUGAUUAAUAUUUGAAAGAACAAUAUGAAAAAUAUAAUGAUGAAGUCGAUGAUUAUGAAGAUUUUGAUCAAAAUGAUGACGAAAUUACAUUCCCUCUUAAGAAGCAGUUUUAAAGAAGAUUGGAAGAAGCAAAAAAAUAAAUUAAUAAAUAAGGUUUAAAUUGA